Lytechinus variegatus (green sea urchin) is the source of this 1181-nucleotide messenger RNA. RefSeq lists its product as uncharacterized. Bases 277 to 1077 code for a protein of 266 amino acids. The transcript has 4 exons. The record is from RefSeq and is a predicted model, not a curated record. NCBI's taxonomy places the organism in Eukaryota, Metazoa, Echinodermata, Echinoidea, Temnopleuroida, Toxopneustidae.
AUUAAGACCUGUCAAGGGAAAUGCCAUUUCGGUUAAAGGUCGAUUCCGCUGGGGAAAACCCAUGACCAAAAAUAUCAGGGGAAUUAUAGAUACAGAAUACUUUAUAUUGCAAACUGGAAGAAGCCAUUUUAAUUACCAUUUGACUGUGUAUAGACGUGCUUUCUGAUGUAGUAUAUAUACUUCAGCUUUAUCGAAAUUUAAUAAUAGAUAAAUUAGCAGAGGCAGCUUGUCUGUUGAUAGAGAGUAAAAGCGACAAGUUAAAGACCAACUUUGACAAUGUCUUAUCGCGUGGAAAAGCGAAUCAAUGAGCUGAAGGCAGCAAUUGACUCAUAUGCACCCGGAUCGACAUUUCGUCUGGCACGAGAUCGGCCAACCGAGCUACCACCUGUCCUUCGGAUAGGAUUGUUUGGCCCAACAGGAGUGGGUAAAUCGGCGUUGAUCAACUCGAUGAACUACGCAACGGGACCGAUGUGGGAGAGUCGAGCGGCUGAGGGGUUUGCGGCUGAAGCCUCCAAGACGCUGGCUCGUAAUGCCUUUCCCAUGACUGAACAAAUAACAAUGAUUGAUAACAGAGGAAUGAGGAGCUUAGGAGGACCAUUCAUGGUUGAACUUGGUCAUCAGAUAGCCGGUGUGUAUAAUGAUGAGCAGGAAGUAGAAUGGGAUAUUGGUUUUCUACGAGGCCUGGUAGCAGGGUUAGAGAGGACCUUCACGGCUAAACCAGAAUGUGCAAUCCACUGCGCCAUUAUCGUCAUCAGUGCUUUGAACCUAAGCCUUCGAGCCACAGACCUGACCGAACUCAUUCUGCAGAUAAGAAAAAUGACAGGGCAUCCACCUAUCGUGGUCAUCACCCACCGGAGACACCCCGACGUACGGGAAGAAAUCAUCGGUGCUUUCCUGACGGGUCUACAGCAGCAGCGCAUCGAUUACAAGUACGAGGUCGAGAACUACACCACGGCUGAUCACGAGUACGAUGCCGAGAAGCACCUGGUUCUCCUUGAAGCCCUCUAUCAAUGCUGCAUCGUUGGUGACAAGGUCAUGAAAUACAAGGAAACCAAUCAGGGUUGUGUUAUUCUGUAAUAUCCGUCAUCCCUGAAUCUGUAGGGUAAAUUCCCACUUGGUCUAAGGCCCGUAUUCUGAUAGCAGGUUUAACUUAGACUCAGGUUUAAAGUUGUGGUUUAAGU